AUGCCUAGCAACCAGGGAUACUCGUAUAAGAGCUCCGGCACCAACAGCCAGGGCAACCACUACUGCGCCCGCGACUACGGUAGCAGUGCCUCGAACUCGAACUCGUACCACUACUCCAACUCUGACGGAUCGUACUACUACUCCAACCCCAACGGAAGCACCUACUAUAACGACGGCCAGGGCGGCUCGACCUACACCUCGUCCAGCGGCGACAAGUCUUCUUCCGGCUACGGCGGUUCCAGCAAGAAGUGA
Messenger RNA from Colletotrichum gloeosporioides, 252 nucleotides. RefSeq lists its product as uncharacterized. The coding region runs from base 1 to 252 and encodes 83 amino acids. Lineage: Eukaryota; Fungi; Ascomycota; Sordariomycetes; Glomerellales; Glomerellaceae. The transcript has 3 exons. The record is from RefSeq and is a predicted model, not a curated record.